Stomoxys calcitrans (stable fly) is the source of this 717-nucleotide messenger RNA. RefSeq lists its product as uncharacterized. Lineage: Eukaryota; Metazoa; Arthropoda; Insecta; Diptera; Muscidae. The record is from RefSeq and is a predicted model, not a curated record. The transcript is spliced from 2 exons. The coding region runs from base 190 to 609 and encodes 139 amino acids.
UUAAAAGAAGAAGGCCUUCACUGAAGAAGAAACGAUAGAACGAGAUACGACCAGUACGUCAGUAGACCAUCACCAACAGUAUUAGCAAAGGCGUCGGUCGGCACAUACGAAAACGGCGACAACGCAUUAUCGUUAUAGUUUUCCGGCGAAAUUUGAAUUCAACGUACACAAAGAAUAACAGAAACCAAAAUGAAAACAAUAAUUUUCAUUUCGAUCUGUCUAUGCCUGGUGGUCUCCACAAUUUCGGCCGAGAAAUCGACGCACAACAAACAUGACAACAAAAAGCUUUUGAAAAGCGGUGGCCAUGAACAACAACAGCAGCAACUGAAGGAGGCUGUUGCAGCCCACAAAUCGGAACAUUCCUCGAAAUCACCUUUGCCCUUGAAGGAAGAUUUGCCUGCCGAACAAAAGCCAGUGCGUGAGGGCCGUAAACAUCAUCGUCAUGGCAAGAAUAGGAAAGGUGGUCAACAUGCUGGCGAAGCGCAUCAGCAAAGUGGUCGUUCUCGCAAAUCUCAUUCCAAGCCAAAGACAAAUCAAAAUGGUCCCUCCAAGACCCAUCACAAUAAGCAUGGUCGCAAACAGGGGCGUGGCAAGCAAGUCCAACAAUAGUUUCAUUAAGUUAAGGAAUUCAUAUCUUCGCUUUCAUUUUUAUUACUAGUAGAAAUGUGUAUUAAUAAUUGAAAAUAACUUUAAUAAAUAAUUUAAAAUUUUUAGAAA